UGUUGCACCCACCGGAAGUGUCGUCAGCGUUUGACCUUGCUCUCCUCUGGUCCGAGUCACGUUUGUCAUGUUCCGUGCUCGGUCGGUUCCCCGGUGACGUCCAGUUAGGAUUAUGAAAUGAACUUGUUUAACUCCUGACCGGUGUCGUCCUACAGGGCAUUGCCGCAGUAAAGCGGGGAACAAUGGUGAAAUACUUCUGCUGCGCAGGUUUGCUCAAAAGCAACUGGGACCAAGUUUGUGCUGCUUUCUGGCAGCGGUAUCCCAACCCGUACAGUAACCAUGUCUUGACCGAGGACAUCAUUUUCCGAGAAGUUACUCCAACCAACUGCCUUAUUUCCAGACGCCUGUUAACCAAAACCAGCCGAGCGCCUCGCUGGAUGGAGCGCUACCUUCCAAAGCACAUGGCUAGCUCGGCCUACAUCAUUGAGGACUCCGUUGUGGAUCCCCAAAAAAGGACCAUGACCACGCUAACGUGGAACAUCAGCCACGCUCGUCUCAUGUCCGUGGAGGAGCGGUGCAUGUACCAAAUGAAUCCUGAGAACAGCAGCUGGACUGAGAUAAAAAGGGAAGCUUGGAUUUCUUCCAAUGUCUGUGGGCUCUCUAGAGCUAUUCAGGAAUUUGGUCUCGCAAGGUUUAAGACCGGAGUUACAAAGACCAUGAAGGGCUUUGAAUAUGUGCUCGCCAAACUGCAUGGUGAAACUCCGUCGAGAACCCUAGCAGAAACGGCUACAGAGCGGGCGAGAGAGACGGCACUGGCAGCUAAGGAGAAAGCUAAAGACCUCGCCUCACACGCCCAGAAGAAACAAUAUGUAUGAAGAGCUGCACAGUCCACUGGUUCUGCAGCCACUGAUACUGGAACAAACGUGUAUUUAUCCCCUUCUGGUUUUUCGUUAAAUCGGGGGUAUGACAAACUGAUCCCAGUCAUGGGUAAGCACUUCUGUGAAGCGGUGUCCAACUGAAAUGGUGGGUGGACCAUAAAAGGCCUGAACUGGGUUCAUGAGCCUGUUCCAGCCUCCCUGUUUGUGUCACGCUCAAUAUAUUUUAUCUUUGAUACCAAAUCAUUUCACUAUGUAUCAGAGAUGUAAGAAAUGGUUGAAUGUGGUUCUAGGGGCCAUAACAGCAGUUCUCUGCCUGCCUUGAAAGUGUUCCUCUGACAGUUGCUCAACCUCUCUCCUUGUCAGUCAGUGAUUUUUACACUGUUCUGUUCUGAUUACUUUCUAUUAUUCACAGCUUUUUGAACAGAAGCUAUGAUCAGCGCAGCAUAUAUUCUUACUAAUGCAAAUCCAUGUGCAUGCUAAACCUCUGUUCAAUUCAAACAAUAUUUCAGUUCAUUUCUUCCUACUAUAGUGCUUCAGAAUGGAAUUCACAAAAUGAAGAAGUCUUCACGAUUUUGGCAGCUGGUGCUUGAUGUGUAACCCUUACGUUCCUCAAUAUUGUGGGGGGGGUCUGAUUCCAAUCAGUUUUAUGUGUUUGUCAUAAUUAUGAUUUAAAAAUGUGUGUAUGAACACAAAAGUUGAUAGUUCAAUUUAAAAAAGUUUGGCUGCCUAAACUAAAAAUUGCCAAUAAAUUGACAAUUUCUUCGUA
Messenger RNA from Betta splendens (Siamese fighting fish), 1584 nucleotides. RefSeq names its product PRELI domain containing 1a (gene prelid1a). Gene Ontology annotation, molecular function: phosphatidic acid transfer activity. Gene Ontology annotation, cellular component: mitochondrial intermembrane space. Gene Ontology annotation, biological process: phospholipid transport. Bases 183 to 815 code for a protein of 210 amino acids. The record is from RefSeq and is a predicted model, not a curated record. The transcript has 6 exons. Lineage: Eukaryota; Metazoa; Chordata; Actinopteri; Anabantiformes; Osphronemidae.